AAAGCCGAGACGACGGCGGUGGUGGCGGUGAGCGCGUCGGAGCCUGCGCCGAGAACAUGCGGCGGGGAUGGGAAUGUGCCUAGUCCCGAGGCGGGACAGCCGGCCGCUGGCUGCGGGCUCCUCGGCUACAGAAUCCGAGCCCUGCUGCGGAGCUCCUGGCGACCAGGCUCCCAGGCGCUGUGGCGAGGCCGCGCGUCCCUGCCAACCCUCACCAUGAACACCAUCGUCUUCAACAAGCUCGGGGGAGCCGUGCUUUUUGAGGACCGAGGCACCCCUGAGCGGGAACGUGGCAGCCGGCCAUAUGGUGGCGUCCUGGAUAAUCCACACACACGCCCGGAGGUGGGCAUUCCAGACGGCCCGCCCCUCAAAGACAACCUCAGCCUGAGACACCGGAGGACCGGGGCCCGACAGAAUGGAGGGAAGGUGAGGCACAAGCGACAGGCCCUACAGGACAUGGCUCGGCCGCUUAAGCAGUGGCUUUACAAGCACCGUGACAACCCGUACCCCACGAAGACCGAGAAGAUACUCUUGGCCCUAGGCUCGCAGAUGACGCUGGUGCAGGUGUCAAACUGGUUCGCUAAUGCUAGACGUCGGCUGAAGAACACUGUUCGGCAGCCAGAUUUAAGUUGGGCCUUAAGAAUAAAGUUAUACAACAAAUACGUGCAGGGCAACGCAGAGCGGCUCAGCGUGAGCAGCGAUGACUCCUGCUCUGAAGAUGGAGAAAAUCCCCCAAGAAAUCACAUGAGCGAAGCUGGCUAUAGCACCCCUGCCCAUCACACUGUGAUUAAAGGCGAGAGCUCAGUGAUAAAAGCUGGAGUGAGACCAGAGUCAAGGGCAGCCGAGGACUAUGUGUCACCUCCCAAGUAUAAGAGCAGCUUGUUGAACCGUUACCUUAACGACUCUUUGAGACACGUCAUGGCCACGAGCACUGCCAUGAUGGGGAAAACAAGACAAAGGAACCAUUCCGGAUCUUUUAGCUCCAACGAAUUUGAAGAAGAGCUCGUGUCUCCGUCAUCAUCAGAAACGGAAGGCAACUUUGUUUAUCGCACAGACACUCCGGACAUUGGAUCUAGUAAAGGUGACAGUGCAGCUAACAGACGGGGGCCGAGCAAGGAUGACACAUACUGGAAAGAGAUCAAUGCAGCCAUGGCCUUAACAAACCUCGCCCAGGGAAAAGACGAAGUGCAGGGGACGACCAGCUGCAUCAUCCAGAAAUCUUCCCACAUAGCAGAAGUAAAGACAGUCAAGCUGCCGCUGGCACAGCGCUUCUAGACUGUGGCUGGGGGCGCUGAGCAUGCCAGUGAUUUUAUUUUUUAACCUAAAUCCUCACCCUAAGAGCCAAAACAGGGGGUGAAGAGGACUCCCUUAUAAACCUCCUGAGUUCAGCUAUCCUAAAUGUACCAGUUGCUUCUAUUAAAAAAAAAGACAUAUAAAUUAUAAAAAAUCAUUUUAAUCAAAAAUAUUAACUUAUUUUAUGUUACUGAAACUAUGCAUAAAGCACCUGCAUUACCAUUACAGUAAGUGCCUUGCUUCCCCUAGAUAAGCUCCAACGUGGGCACAGUGGAGAGCUGAGCCUCAAACAGUCGACGCCAACACUUGCUAGACCGCACCAUUCCAAACUGGCUCAGGACCGAAGCCAGAGUCACUAAAAGCCCUUGAAAUAAAUCCAGUCACACGUUAAAACUUGGAAAUCUGUCCAGCCAGAUGAAGUGAUCUUUUCUUUGUUUUUGUUCGGUUUUUGUUUUGUUUUGUUUCUUCAUGCCUCCAGGACUGGACACUGUUCUUUGUGCUUUCCAGGGUGAUGGUGAGAAUUUUUUGUGUGGGUUUUGGUUUGCGUGUCUGAUACGCCAGCAUAUCCAGAAUGAAAGGUUCAGCCUGCCCACAUGAUGCUAAGAAGAGACACUUUCAAACUAGUUGGAGAUUGCAGUGAGCACAUUGUAAUCAGAAAUUGUUUUCCCUAGUGCUGUUGGAAAGCAUCCCAAUGCCUUUAUAGCUAACUGGGAUUUUUCUUAUUCUGAGGUUUUACUGAAGUUUUGAAAAGAGCCAUAUUAUAUAAAUCACUGAAUUUUUUUUCCUGUGUAAAACUAAACCUAUAGUUUAGUUUUAAAACAUAAUCUUGUUUGCAUUAGAGUUCAGUGUUCCUUUGUGGUGGAAGCUGGCUUUCAUAUGGAGUGACUAAAAUCUUUUUAUUUUGGCUCAUUUCAAAUCACAAUUCUGAUGGACAAUUUGUAUUGCAAUGAGAACAAGACAAUGAAGGGAAAAUAUCUCUGUAUGGAUGUACAUAUACAUGCAGAAAUCUGAUUUUUAACAUUUUAAACGCAUGAGAAACAAAACAAGAACAGUCUUCGACUUUGCCCAGUAGGACAUUCAGUAAAAAUGAAGUGAAAUCUUGUGUUGAAAGAAAGAAUACUUUGUUUCUAAAUGACACUCCCACAGAGCGAAGCAAUCACCACUGAGGAAGAAGAGCCUUUUCCAUCGGACAGUAACUCCCUCCCCAGCUUGGAGGGAGGGAAACCUAAAGAAAAAUGGAGAUGCCGAAUAGAACAGCGCAAAUGUUCAACAGCAAAGGAAAAAGACUGGGCUAUUUUGGGGGAUGUUUUUCUGGGUAUGUAAUCUAUUUUUUUUUUUAGACUGGAAAGCAUUUUUGCAAGUGUGAAUGACAUCCGGCAGCACGGCGCAGGCUGACAUUUUUCUUCUUUAUUUUACAAAAUGCUUUUAAAAGCCAAAGGCCACUCUGGUUCCUGAGCGGACAUGACUGUCCUGAUGGCCAUCGGAGGACAUUUUUUUCAUGUAUGAUAGCAUUGGGGCGGGGGGCGGGGCUUGGGGGUUAUCUAGUGUAAUGAAGAUAAUUUGAUAUGAAAAUAUUUUGUAUGUAUAUUUUUACUUUGUUUUCUUAAGUGCAUUUUGCAGUUACAGUAGCCCGAGGUAAGGUGUCUACGUGAUGACUGUAUGAGUGGGUGAAGUAUUAGGUUCCUCUGUUGCAUCUUUUGAGAUCCAAAAUGCAAAGUGGGAGUCACCACAAAAUAACCCUGCCCGGACGUGCACAUGACAGUGAAAAACAAGGACAAAUACUUCACCCUUUUUCAUACUAUGAUAAGUUAUUCCGAUAUUAAAUAUUUUAAUAAAAAUGUUCUUGUUUUAACAUGUUGCAAUUAGAUAAAUGAAUGAUGGUUGUAUUUUAUUUGAAAUUAUCAUGGGUUUUUUUUUUCCAUCUCUUGGGGGAAAAUAUCAACUAAUUUGUUCUGUAUUAUGAACACAAGCCAAUGACAGGACAGUAUCCACAUAAUUUUCUUUAAAGUACCAAAGCUUGGAGUCCGGCCUGUACACACAUAAAAAAUAUAUAAUUAUCAUAUCCUGGGCAACUUCUCCAAUUACGAUUGCUUUAAUUUAUUAUUUUUUUUUUUCAUUGCUGUUGUUUUAAUUGUCUGGAAAUUAGAGCGCCCUCAUUCCUUAAAAGCACUUUGAACAAUGCCGAGCACCCAGCCAAGAGGCUGCUGUAAUUUAUAUUGAAAAGAAGGAGACUCACUCUUCUUUUUUAUUUUACAAUUGUAUUUUAAUAAAAUUAAUAACUGUCAGGAGUUCUUGACAGAUUUAAAAUAAAAGUUCGUUUCUAGCCAUUAGUGAUCAUGUGGGUUCUGUUUGCCUUUGAAAGCUAGCCAUGGGAGGGAGCAGCAGACAGGAGCAGCCUCGCAUGUGGGUCACGGAGCAGGAUUGCUAUAGUUGGAUCAAGUUUGAAUUCUGUCACUUUAGGCCACCAACCCACCUGUUAAGGCCCGAGACAGAAGCACAACACACACUGU
Messenger RNA from Acomys russatus (golden spiny mouse), 3800 nucleotides. It is a transcript of the gene Mkx, whose product is annotated as mohawk homeobox. NCBI's taxonomy places the organism in Eukaryota, Metazoa, Chordata, Mammalia, Rodentia, Muridae. Bases 214 to 1272 code for a protein of 352 amino acids. Gene Ontology annotation, biological process: regulation of transcription by RNA polymerase II; cell development; muscle organ development. Gene Ontology annotation, cellular component: nucleus. The record is from RefSeq and is a predicted model, not a curated record. Gene Ontology annotation, molecular function: RNA polymerase II cis-regulatory region sequence-specific DNA binding; DNA-binding transcription factor activity, RNA polymerase II-specific. The transcript is spliced from 7 exons.